CACCCCUCGUUUUCAGUCCGCUAGUCCUGUGCAACAGCCGGGCUGACCGACGCCUAUUCCCGGCGAACAAUCAUCGUAUUCUUCUUCUUCAUUCCCGGGAGAGAUGGAAAGACAAACGUAAUGGACUGAGAGAGAAGACAUUACGAGAUAGCACGACUGGAACCAUCAAAAAGAAAAAAAACGCACGAAAAAAAUAUAGGGAAACAAACGAAAAAAACUUCAAAGAAAGCUAGAAGUACAAGUGCGACUGACAACAGCAUUCUCUGCCAUUCCUCCUUCGAGCCAUCGUUUCCAUAUCUGUCCUCGACUUUGCGUGAAAAAUGGGGUCUAGUGGCGGAGUUAGAGAGGCCGGGCUAUAAAGAAACACGGACGUUGACUCAUCCGUACGGCACGGCAACUUGAUUUCUCUCGUACGACGCCAUUGGUACUCAAGAUAAGUUGUACUAAUUAGGUAGCCUGUAAGCUACAUUUGUACAGUUGUAAUCACAUUAUUUGUGCCUCAUACCUACGUGGAACUUCUCAUCCGUACCUGCGUGGAACUUCUGACUGAAUAUGUUGGCAUGGCUGAGCAAUUGGUUCUGGCAGGAGCGACUCUGGUUCCCCGAGGGUCUGGGCUGGGCCGACCUCCAGGACCGAGACGGCCGGGUCUACGCCAAGGCCUCGGACCUCUGGGUCACCGUCCCCCUGGCGCUCUGUUUCCUCAUUGUGCGGCAGAUUUUUGAGAGGACUGUGGCCACUCCACUCGCUGCUCUCCUGGGAGUGAGAGAGAAAGUGCGACUCAGAGCCGAACACAACCCCACACUGGAGUCCUUCUUCUGUAAUGAAACCAAGCACCCCACACAGAGCUCCAUAGAGAGUUUGAGCAAACAGACUGGCUACUCGGUGCGUCAGGUCCAACGAUGGUUCCGGCGCCGCAGGAAUCAGGACCGGCCCAGCCUGCUCAAGAAGUUCCGGGAGGCCAGCUGGAGAUUUACCUUUUACCUUCUUGCUUUCUUUGCUGGCCUGGCUUCACUUAUCGAUAAACCCUGGCUUUAUGACUUGAAGGAAAUGUGGAGUGGAUUCCCCGUGCUGACCCUCUUGCCCUCCCAGUACUGGUACUACAUGAUUGAGUUGGGCUUCUACAUCUCCCUGCUGUUCAGUGUCGCGUCGGAUGUCAAGCGCAAAGACUUUAAGGAGCAGAUCGUUCACCAUUUGGCCACCAUCAUGCUGAUUAGCUUCUCGUGGUGCGUCAACUACAUCCGGGCAGGAACCUUGAUCAUGCUGGUCCACGACGCCGCCGACUACCUGCUGGAGUCAGCGAAGAUGUUUAACUACGCGGGUUGGAGGAAGACCUGCAACUACAUCUUCAUCGUCUUUGCUGCCGUCUUCAUCAUCACACGUCUCGUUAUCUUCCCCUUCUGGAUCAUGCACUGCACGUGGGUGUACCCGGUGACCAUCUACCCCCCGUUCUUCGGCUACUACUUCUUCAACGGGCUGCUGAUGGUGCUGCAGUGUCUGCACAUCUUCUGGGCCGUCCUCAUCCUGCGAAUGGCCAUCAAGUUCCUGCCCGGAAACGAGAUCGUGGAGGACGAGAGGAGCGAUCGGGAGGAGACGGACGAGUCGGAAGAAGAGGAGGGCGAGAAGGAGCGGGAGAGGUGGGAGAAAACGAAAAACGGGCCCGUGCGGAACGGCCACCCCGCCCUCAACAACAACCACGGCAAGACGGAAUGACGGCCCGCGGAGGAGGGCUGGGCACGGCGGGGGACGCGGGGGGACUGCUCCUCUCACGCAGAGCGGAAGAAGGGGGGGAGAGAGGGGGCGGGGAGGGGGGCGAGGCAUUUCGACAGACAGACCCACACUGCUGAACACUACGCGCAGACUGAAACACUCACCGCCACCAGCCCCCAAACCCCCCCCCAAACACACACACACACACACACAUACACACACAAACACACCCAGCCCAAGCUUUGAGAUAAGAUUAGCCGAUGGCCCCCGCUGACAGAUUACACUAAAUGACUCUUUCCCUGCUCUGUGGUGUCUGCCCUGCGGAGAGCGGGAAGAUGGAGAGCGGAGCAAUGCUGUUUGUGUGCUCCAAAUUUGGAGUGCCUCAAUGGCCAGUUGGUUUCUCCUCGUCUCUCUCUUUCUCCUGUCUCUCCCCCUCACAUCUCUUCCACCCCUGUCAGGCUGUGAGGUCCAGCCUCUAUUGUGUCUCCCAGUAUUCACAACCCCUCCACGCAAAAAAGACACAAAGAAAGAAAAAAGAAAAGAAAAAAAGAGAAGACUUAAUCAUCUUAACAUUUUAUUUAGUCAGUAUUCACUUCCUGCACACCAAGAGUAUGUGCUCUGUGAUUUAUCUGGCCAAAUGAAUAUUACUAGUUGAACGUGUCUAUUCAAUGCUGCCUUCUCAACAAGUUGAGCACCUUUUUUAAACGUGGCGAAAAGGGUUAUUUUCAGUGGUCUGAACCAUAUUGAGACCAAUGGGAGUGUGUCAGUGUCGGGCUGCCAUCGCUGAGAAACUGAAGUGGUUACGUACAGGACCUCACCCCCCCCCACCCCCGUUCUGUAACUUGGUUCAGGCCAAUGGAAUGUGUACAGGUGUUGCGUCUCGUCUCUCAGUAAGCAGCAAGUAGACCACGAAAUGAAUCACUGCACUGCUGUUUGAAGCCCUGUGGCUUUCCGUGACGUCUGUGCAUAUUUACGGCAUAAAUUUACAGCAAAUCUGACCAUCACAGACUGCUGCCGUUUUUCUCUCGUUUGCCAUAGCAGGUGCCAGUGGUGUUUACCUUUUUCUUUUUUUCUUUUUUUUUAAAUUCGAUAAAAAAAAGUCAGUCAAAGAGGAGUUGUUUUAAAUGUAUCUCAAAGACAAAAAAAGAUCUGUUUUUGCUGUAGGUGUGCGUAUGUUUUUUUGUUUCUAUAUGUUUCUGUCUCGAAUGCAAGCCCUCCCGGAGCAGGAAACAUGCAGAUUGAGUUUAUUUUAAUAUAUUUCAUUGUUUUAUUUUAUUUUCUAACGAUUUAUGUUUAGUAUUUUAUUUUUUUUAAUGGAAGUUCCAAAGUCAAAAACCCUAAUAUACAAUAACACACUAUUCUCAAUCUGAAUAGUAUUGCUGUCCGAUUCAGCCAGGUUUAGUCCAGUUCAGUACAGAUCAGCUCAGUUUUCUCUGGUCCAGUAUAGAAUGCCAUACAGUAUUGUAACCUAGUUCCACCCAGUUCUUCUGCAGUAUUAUCCUGUCCAUUUCUUUAGAUUUUGUUUUGGAUGUGAUCACUGGGUUUCAAAUGUGGGCCAAAAUACACUGAACCCAGGAUCACUAAGUACCAACACUGAGUUGGGUUUGACUUUGAGUCUGUCAGGAGCAAUUCGGCAAAUGAUUCCAUUUUGAAACACGGGUUUACAGUGCAUUUUUAUUAUUUUUUUUUUUAUUUCCGCUGAGUGUAUGAACUGAGACCAGAUCCAUUUCUAAGCCUUGUCACUCAGUUGCUCAGUCAAGAGUUAUGAAGAAUUAUAAAAGGCCAAAAUGAGAUUUACUCAUUUUAGUUUAGAAAAAAAAAGAUUUUUUUUGUUUCGCAAGUGCCUUAUCUGUAAAGUCUGAAUCCUGUCUGUGUCUCUCUGCCCAUCUUCCCGUCUUAACUUUUUCCCUUGUGUUUCUGUUGAUCCUGCUUUCUUCCCACUCUCUUCUUUCAUGUCAGGACCUGCUUUUCGGUUUCCUUGCCGCACCUAACGGCCACACUCACGGGCCACCACAACACCCUCCUGUCUCAGCACGGUUUCUCUCUCUCUCGCUCUCUGUCGUCCUCCAUUCCAUUGUAGUCAUCUCUAACUCUAUGACCAACCCCACCCCCCCCCCCCUCCCCCAGCCGCUUUCCUUUUACUUGUUGUUCCAGAAUGCAAU
Megalops cyprinoides (Indo-Pacific tarpon) is the source of this 3869-nucleotide messenger RNA. RefSeq names its product ceramide synthase 2-like. The record is from RefSeq and is a predicted model, not a curated record. NCBI's taxonomy places the organism in Eukaryota, Metazoa, Chordata, Actinopteri, Elopiformes, Megalopidae. Gene Ontology annotation, biological process: ceramide biosynthetic process. The coding region runs from base 553 to 1710 and encodes 385 amino acids. Gene Ontology annotation, molecular function: DNA binding; sphingosine N-acyltransferase activity. The transcript has 11 exons. Gene Ontology annotation, cellular component: membrane.